AUGGCCGUCAUGUCUGCAUUCUCGCAAACCAUAGCGCUCUCGCGUCAAGUGCCGCUCUAUCUAUUCGGCUUCAUCAUUGCCAUCAUCAUAUACAGUCUAUCUCGUAUUCUCCAUCGUUCUGCACAACGCGUACCCGACGCUCCAUGGCUGCGAAUAUCAAAUCUACCUGGGAAGGCGGGCGAGCUAGAAGAUGCGCGGCUUUAUGUCAAGAACGGACACGAGGUCAUCUGCCUGGGUUACGAGAAGUACACCAAGAAAGGCCAGAAUUGGCUCAUGAGAACCCCCGAGGGAUUUCAGUUUGUCUACCAUCCUAGAUACAUCGAGGAGGUUCGCUCAGCCAAAGACACGGAGCUGUGGAACUUGCCAGCCAACAACGAAUUGGUGCAAACGCGUUAUACAAUGCACAAGAACUUGGAAUACGAUCAAUAUCACUUCAACGUCGUCAGCAAACAAUUGACUCAGAGCCUGGGGCCUGGGCUUCCUGCCAUUGUCGACGAAUGUUUCGGGGCAUUCCACGACUUGAUAGGGGAACCAAAGGAAUGGAAAUCAAUGGUCAUGUUCCCCGUCUCUUUCAACAUCGUGACUCGAACAGCAAACCGCCUUUUGUUCGGCGCAGAUCUCGCCAGGAACAAGGAGUUUCUGAAACUCGCCAUCGAGUACAGCGACACGUUCUUUGCUGGUGCCAACAUGAUCCGCCAUUAUCCGCCAUGGACGAAACGCCUGGCCUUAUACCUCAAGACGGGCAUGUACUCGCAACAGACGCAGGCGAGGAAACAUCUCUAUCCCCUGCUACGGUCUCGUAUCGCAGCAAUGGAGAAGGCAAAAAGAGAAGGCACGUAUGAAGAGUUUGAAAGGACAAAGCCAGCCGAUACUGUCCAGUGGGUUCUCGACAUCACCCCUCCGGAGAGGCUGCACGACCUCAACGAUAUCAUGAUGAGACUCGUUCACAUCCUCACCGCGGCGGUGCAUACCAGCAGUGUCACCUACCUCAAUGCACUCUACGACCUCGCCCAGCAUCCCGAGGUUCACGACGAACUCCGUGAAGAGAUCAACAACGUGUUCGCCUCCGAGGAUGGCGUGUGGAAGAAGCAGGGUCUGACCAAAGCAAUGAAACUGGACAGCUUCAUCAAGGAGAGUGCGAGGUUUCAUCCCUUCCAAGCGGGCACGAUGGACCGAAUCGCAAUGAAGGACUAUACACUCAGCGACGGCACCGUCGUCCCCAAAGGAACAUACAUGAUUACUCCGUCGUCAGCGGCCAACUUCGAUACGGAAAUCUGGGGUCCUGACGCCCUGGAAUUUGAUCCGUGGAGAUUCCAGAAGAGGCGGCUCGAGAAAGGCCAGGAGACGCUACACUCGAUGGUCCAAACGACACCUCAAUUUACCUAUUUCGGUCACGGGAGACACGCGUGCCCAGGUCGAUUUUUCGCCGUCAACGAGAUCAAGGUGCUCCUGAUUUAUACCCUGACGCAUUACGACAUCAAGUUUCCGGACAAGAGUCCAAAGCCAGAGCUGAUGUGGUUCUCUGGCAAGUCUAUGCCCGAUAUGACGGCCGAGAUUAUGUGGAAGUGGAGAGAGAAUAUAUAUUCAGGUGUGGGAAAGGAGAUAUCGGAUGCUCUGCUGGAGAGAGGAAACGCCAGGGUCACCGUCUUCACGAGGAAAUCGGCUCACAAAGCAGCUGGUCGGACGUCUAAGAAUGACGACGACCAGGAUGGCACAGGCACCGGCCCCAAUUAUAGGGUCGUGGAGGUGGACUACCUCGACACGGACGAAUUAGUGCUCAACCUGAAAGGCGUCGACGUUGUCUUGAGCUUUGUGCUGGACUAUGAGAACCGGGUGCAAAAGGCUCUUAUCAACGCAUGCGUGUUGGCCAAGGUCAAGAGAUUUGCGCCGAGCGAAUGGGUCUGGGGCAAUUACUCCGGCAUCGAGCUUUUCAAGUACAAGGACGAGAUACGACAGUAUCUGGAGCACCUCAACGCUCGGGGGACCGUCCUCGAGUACUGUCUCUUCCAGCCCGGCAUGUUCAUGAACUACCUGAGCUUCCCCAAACCGUCGGCGAAGCAUCUUCACCCCUCGCCGAUUCCUAUCGACAUUCAAAACUGCAAGGCCCUGGCCCUCGAGGCCGAGGAGCCAUGCGUUGUCUUCACCACCGUCCAGGAUCUGGCCAGAGUGGUCGCCCUCGCCGUCGAAUAUGAACAGCCCUGGCCGCCCGUUGGCCAUAUUCAGGGCUCGAGGACCACCAUCCGAGAUCUCGUCAAAUUGGGAGAGAAAAUCCGAGGAAAACCCUUCCAAACAUACUCAAUUCCUCGGGAGGACGUCGAGCUCGGGAAGUUGGAAAGUCCGUGGAUCCCUCGCAUCAUCCACUCCUCAAUACCGCCGGAAAAGGUCGAAGUAAUGAGCAGACAAUUAGCCACCAAUUGGCUUUUAGCUGCCUCUCGAGGCUGUGUCGACAUGUCGCCAACCUGGAACCGUCUCCUGCCAGAGUUCAAACCAACUACGGUCGAGGAGUUUCUGAGAGAGCAUUUCUCUGCUGAUUGA
Messenger RNA from Fonsecaea nubica, 2535 nucleotides. RefSeq names its product mitochondrial mRNA processing protein. The record is from RefSeq and is a predicted model, not a curated record. Lineage: Eukaryota; Fungi; Ascomycota; Eurotiomycetes; Chaetothyriales; Herpotrichiellaceae. Gene Ontology annotation, molecular function: iron ion binding; heme binding; oxidoreductase activity, acting on paired donors, with incorporation or reduction of molecular oxygen. The transcript has 10 exons. The coding region runs from base 1 to 2535 and encodes 844 amino acids.